This is a messenger RNA of Haliotis rubra (blacklip abalone), 847 nucleotides long. RefSeq lists its product as uncharacterized. Gene Ontology annotation, biological process: monoatomic cation transmembrane transport. Gene Ontology annotation, molecular function: monoatomic cation channel activity. NCBI's taxonomy places the organism in Eukaryota, Metazoa, Mollusca, Gastropoda, Lepetellida, Haliotidae. The coding region runs from base 284 to 847 and encodes 187 amino acids. The record is from RefSeq and is a predicted model, not a curated record. The transcript is spliced from 6 exons.
CCCACUGGUGGUUCUGCUGUAUGGUGGAUGGUCUUAUAUUCUCGAUGGAGUCCAAUCUGCAAUAGACAACAACGUACCUGUGGUUGUAUUGCAGGGGACAGGUGGUGUUGCUGAUGCACUGGCCAAUGUGUUAGAAACCUCCAAGAAAGACAAGAAAAGUUCUUCUGGUGGCAGAGACAAAGAAUGGACGGGCACAGUGAUUGAUGAAGUUUCACGUGACAAAGUAAAGAAGGAGUUUACCAAAGUUCACGCUGAAGGAAAGAAAGUUGGCGAGUACAAAAUCAUGCAGUGUCUACAGAAAAGAGAGCUCAUCACGGUUGUACACAUUGACGAAGAGGAAGAGGAAACCGCGCUGGUUAACGCAGUAAUACAGGCACUGCUAAAAAGUAAAUCCGUCCCUGAAGUACUACGCAUCCUGGACUACUAUAUGCCGGAGAGGCUGUUUGACGGGAAAGGGGCUGCUGCGGAAGCUCACAACGACAUUGAGCAAAAACCGAAACAUCCCAGUGGUAAAGACACAGUAGGAAUGUUCCUGGUUCAAGCGAUGCGGAUGGACCAGGCUGAGAUUGUGCAGUUCAUUAUAGACCAUAACGGUCUGGACCUUACAACAUUCUUCACUGAAGCUGUGUUUUCAAAAUUGUAUGAAGUGACACACUGGUCACAAAGACUGGAAACCGCAUACAGUCUGUUCCCUCUCUCCAGUACUACGUCUUAUCGACCCAAGGAGAAAGUAUUCCAACGUUUAAUGAUAUGGGCUGUGAUGACAAACCGAGUGAAAUGUGCUGCACUGUUCUGGAAGAAAGGAACCGUAAGAUACUUUUCAUACACGAGGGCAAGCAGUGAUUGA